Messenger RNA from Symbiodinium natans, 1509 nucleotides. The record is from the annotation of a GenBank genome assembly. NCBI's taxonomy places the organism in Eukaryota, Dinophyceae, Suessiales, Symbiodiniaceae.
AUGUCUGGCAUGGGGUACCUGUAUAGACGAGCUCGGGCAGAGGGCGACCUCGCCAAGCUGACUCAUGGCUUCGACUGGACAGGCAAGAUUUGUGGUGUCGACGAGGCCGUCCGAGACAAGCCUCUUCUCUUUUGGUGCACGCCCAACAGCGAGGAGGGCCUGACACUCCUGGAUGGCAUCUGCGUGGCCAGAUGUCCCAGCAAUCAGAACGAGAGAUUCUUCUGUCCUGGGCCAGCUGUUCCAUUCGAGGUGAAAGAGUUUCUAGAUCCAUAUCACAACAAGCAGGAGGUGGUGAUUGGGAUGAGGAGAAACUUGACGCAGAAGCCGAGCUAUCCCAGCGUGGAGGCAUUCGGCUACUGCUUUCCUCAAGAGGACCUCGUGCUGCUCCAGAGUGUCAUGGACCGCACUUACGUUUCCAGUUUCACCAGGCAAGUCAUCCUUGCUGGUCAGGGAGCCGCAGAAAGUUGGCGGUUUCUGGUUUUAGUUGCCAUUGCCUGCAUAGUCAUCGGCUAUGUUUUUCUCUUCGUGAUUUGGCACUCCUUUGAGAAGCUCGUGUAUGGUCUGAUCGUCGCAGUGCAAGUUGCGCUCCUGGCAGUUGCUGUUGUGUUUCUCUUCGUCAGCUUUCAUCCAGAGCAUAACUUUUUCUUCACAUACUUCUCUCCGCCUGUUGCCAGGAUGAGUGCCUGGGUCUGUGCGGGCGUGGCUGUGCUGUUCUGGCUGCUGUUCGCCUUUCUGUGCUGCCAGGGAAGGGAAUCACUGGCUGUGACCAUCGACAGCGUGACAGCUACCUGCGAGGUUAUCGCUGAAAUUCCUUCCAUGCUGGUGCAGCCCCUUUUGCACUCAACAGUUGUUGUUGUUGUCCUUAUUGGGCUAGUCUAUGGAUUUGCCUGGAUUCUUUCCACUGGCAAGGUGGUGCCAUUGGGCGAGCCCUUGGAGCAGAGCGGCAUUCAGAUUGCAGGGGUCCACCGGAACCUGGAGUUCACUGAUGGCCAGUGGGCCGCCAUCGCCUACUGGCUUUUCGGCCUCGUAUGGACGUUUGAAAUCAUGAAUGCCCUUGGGCAGUUCGCAAUCUCGCACGCUGUGGUGAUGAGCAUGGUCCACCAGGAAGACGAGUCCCAUCCGAUGCUUCACGGCUACUUCGUUGGAAUCACCUUUCAUCUUGGUAGCAUUGCUUUCGGUGCCUUCGUGAUUGGUUGCCUCAAGCUUGCAGCAGCUGCCAUGUCCUUUGUCUUGAACCAGGCCAGAGAUGAGCAGGGUGUUCAGAGCACGGUGGCCCAAGUUCUGUGCUGCUGCUGCCUUUGCACAGUGGCCUGCAUUGAGCGCGUCUUGAGCAUGGUCAAUGACCUCAUUUACACAGACGUGGCGCUGCGUUCGUGCGGCUAUAUACAAGCGGCAGACCACGUUGUGAGAGUUGCCGCGUCAAAUCCACUGACCUACGCGGCCAUCAAAGCAGCUGCCACGGCACGCUGCUGUCCAGGGCUUCGUGUUGCUUUGGGGUUUAGGGUUUAG